Didymodactylos carnosus is the source of this 1035-nucleotide messenger RNA. NCBI's taxonomy places the organism in Eukaryota, Metazoa, Rotifera, Eurotatoria, Philodinida, Philodinidae. The record is from the annotation of a GenBank genome assembly.
AUGUCUCUCAAUGCUGUUCUAGCCGACAUUAAUAUUUAUGGAUCGAUAACAUAUUUGGUACUGGGCACAAUUGGAUGUCUUCUAAAUGUACUCGUUUUCACUCGACGAUCAUUGAGAUCAACAACAUGUAUCACUUAUCUUUUGGGAACGUCAAUUGUCGAUUUGAUUUCACUGUGUGCAGCUACAAUACCGACUAUAUUUAGGGGAUUAGGUCGAAGUAUAACAGCAAAUUCACCUGUAUUAUGUAAACUCCAGUUUUUCAUUCUAUCGACUGGUUUUACUCUGUCAGCAUGGUUUCGUGUAUGUACGUCUAUUGACAGAUUUUUGACUAGCUGCCGUAGUAUUCAGUACCGAAAUUUGAGUACGAAAAAAAUUUCCUAUCGAACAACUGUAUUAAUGAUUAUAUUAGCUAUACCAACUUGGUGUCAAACAUUUUACUGUUUUGAUGCAAAUCUAAAGCCACCAACGCCCUGUUUUACAAUGAACGAUCAAUGUAAAUUGGUGAAUAACAUUUUAUUAAUUAUUAUUCAAUCAUUCGGACCAGUAAUUAUUAUGAUUGUAUUUAGCCUUCUCACACUACAAAAUGUUCGAAAUGUUGGCAGCCUAGUUGUGCCAACUGUUUCUUCUUCCGCUAGCAGCUCAAGGAUACGUACAAAAGACCGACAAUUAAUAACAAUGCUUUUAUUUCAAAUAACACUAUUUGCUGCUUCAACUGUACUCAUACCACUCUAUAAUUUUUAUACGUAUUCAACACAGAACGCGAUUAAAUCAGUAUAUAGACUGACAGUUGAAAACUUUAUUUUUCAAUUGUUCGUAUUUCUUGCCUUGACACCGUAUGCAACAACCUUUUAUUUAUACACAAUGUCGGGUAGAAUAUUUCGAGAUGAGCUUCGAAAAGUAUUUAUAAAAUUAUGUGGAAAAAUUGGCCUACAAGUGGCACAAUCAGUAGAAAGUACAGCAACACAUUUGGUAACACAAAGUACCCGACACGUUCAACCUACACGUUCGAACAUACAGACCACUAGAGCCCUGUAG